Messenger RNA from Striga asiatica, 456 nucleotides. Lineage: Eukaryota; Viridiplantae; Streptophyta; Magnoliopsida; Lamiales; Orobanchaceae. The record is from the annotation of a GenBank genome assembly.
AUGCAAAAACAGCGGAACAUAACUACCCAAGAAAAUUACCACCAUCCAAGAAAAAACACCAAGAAUCAUAAAAUCCAUGUGGUGAGCUCCAUGAUGGCACUCACAAUGUCCCCUGAGUUGGUCUUGAGGGCUUUGACCGCCUUUGACCUCGACACGCCAGCCUGUGUCAUCACAAGGUCGAUGUCCCUUGGCUCCACACCGGACUCGUCAACCUCCUCAUCAACUUCCUCCUCCUCCUCAUGGGCCCCAGACAAUGUAAGGCCAUCGGGCUUGGGCCCGGCAAGGCCCACAUCAGGCGCCCUGAACUGCUGGGCCGCCUGUGUCUGGAGCUGGGAGCUCAGGUCCUCGAGCUUGGCCUCCCCAAAUAUGAUAUAUGUGUCAGAGUUUGGGCUCUUGAACACGUCGGGCUUCGAGAUGAAAAAGAGCAUCUGCACCCCAAUAAAAAAAAAUUACUGA